Messenger RNA from Cyclocybe aegerita, 1233 nucleotides. The record is from the annotation of a GenBank genome assembly. Lineage: Eukaryota; Fungi; Basidiomycota; Agaricomycetes; Agaricales; Hemipholiotaceae.
AUGGCCUCGCCCUAUUCUCCGUACGACCAUGCCCGUCGCUCGCGUACACGCUCAUCCUGCACCUUCCCUCCACGCGCCCCCUCUCCGACCCUCAGCUCUGUCUCUGCCCAGACAUCCACCGGCUCUGGCUCACGCGGAGAGUCCAGCCGGGAGCCCGCUCUGCGUCCCAAGGAAAAACACCACAAGCAUCGCCUUCGCGAUAUCGAUCGCAAGAACAUCUGCCUCCAUCACCUCCAGAACCCCAACGCCCGCCAGGAGGACAUCGGCGCCGUCUUUGGCGUCGAACGCAGUACCAUUAGCAAGAUCCUCAAGGAGAAGGAGAAAUGGCUCAACAUCUCAGAGGAGGAGGAGAAAGAUGAAAACAGUGCCAAGCACAGGCCCUCCAAGUUCCCUGAAGUCGAGGAGGAGAUGCUCAAAUCCCUGCAAGCAUGGUCCGACCGCGGCACGAGCAUCACCGACCAGCUCAUCCGCUCGCGCGCCCUCGAGAUCGCCAAAUCUUUCCAGAUCCCCCCGGAGAAGUUCAAAGGCUCCUCGGGCUGGAUCGAGAACUUCAAGCACCGGCACGACAUCAAGCGCGGCGAGUGGGCCAAGGCCGUCAAGCACGCAGGCUACCCCGUUGGCGGCACGGUUGGCGCGAGCGUCAACACCCAGCCGCCCCCCGCGGGCAUCCCGCCCACCCCCGUGCUCACGCCGUACGACCAUCAGCGCCUGGACGGUGGUAGUGGUGCGGAGCAGCAGUAUAAGAGUGUCGAUGGGAGUGGGAGGCUGGUCUCGCAGUGGUCGUCGGACGCGGGCAACGGCGCCUCGCAUCCGGCGCAUGGCGUGCAGGGCAUGCCCCUCGACCCGGCCCUGCACCCCAGCCCUUCUCACUCGCUCUCGUCAAUAGACUCUUCCUCCUCCCACCACUCCCACAUGGACCACUCUCCCUCCCACUCCCACCUCCAUUCUCAACACCCCGCGCACUCGCAGCACGAACACGUGCUGGACCACCAACACUCGCAAUCCCAGCAGGACCUUUCAUACUACCCGCAGCAACAGCACUCGGUGUACGCGCCCCCGCCGAACCCGCGCCCCUCGCUCGCUGAAGCAGAGGAGGCGAUCAACGUCCUCAUCGCGUAUCUCGACACGUCCGGGCAGACGUACAUCAAGCUGCACGAACGCAAGAUCCUCACCGACAUCAAGUGCGCCAUGUUCAACCACGCGAGCGGGCUCCCGUAUGAGCGUCCGCCUUAA